UAGCGGAAGUUGUGUUUCGGCUUUCGCGUGACAGCUGCAGCUCGUGUAUAAAGCUAAAGGAGCCUUCGCUGUGGUGAUCUCAUUAUCAUUGUCAUUUCACCGGGCGUCCAGCAUCUUAUUGCCUCUAAGCCACGCAAACAGCUGAGUAACGUUUGGGGAAGCCCAGCCCCCGACCAGACGCCAUGGGGGACGAUAGUGAGUGGAUGAAGCUUCCUGUCGACCAGAAAUGUGAACAUAAGGUGUGGAAAGCCCGACUGAACGGUUAUGAAGAAGCUCUGAAGUUGUUCCAGAGGAUACAAGACGAGAAGAGUCCAGAAUGGGGGAAGUAUCUGGGCCUGAUAAAGAAGUUUGUCACCGACUCCAACGCUGUGGCUCAGCUCAAAGGCCUGGAAGCUGCUCUGGCCUUCGUAGACAACGCACAUGUGGCUGGCAAGACGACGGGCGAGGUGGUGUCGGGUGUUGUGACCAAAGUGUUCAACCAGCCCAAGGCCCGAGCCAAAGAGCUGGGAAUGGACAUCUGCCUCACGUACAUCGAGAUCGAGAAGGCUGAGGUCGUCCAGGACGAGCUGCUGAAGGGGCUGGAUAACAAGAACCCAAAGAUAGUGGUGUCCUGCAUCGAGACGCUCCGCAAGGCUCUGAGUGAGUUUGGGUCAAAGAUAGUGCUGCUGAAGCCAGUGGUGAAGGUUUUACCCAAACAGUUUGAGUCCAGAGAGAAGGCUGUGAGAGAUGAAGCCAAGCUGCUGGCUGUGGAGAUCUACAGGUGGAUCCGAGAUGCUCUGAGACCUUCGCUGCAGAACAUCAACUCUGUUCAGCUGAAGGAGCUGGAGGAGGAGUGGGUGAAGCUACCUCCAGCCCCCCCAAAGCAGACCAGGUUCCUACGCUCCCAGCAGGACCUCAAAGCAAAGUUUGAGCAGCAACAAGCACAAGGAGAGCCAUCUGAUGGAGAGGAUGAGGAGGAUACGGCUGCAGCUGUGGAUGCUUAUGAGCUCCUGGAACCGGUGGAGAUUCUGUCCAAGGUCCCUAAAGACUUCUAUGAGAAGAUCGAAGCAAAGAAGUGGCAGGAGAGGAAAGAAGCUCUGGAGGCUGUGGAGGUUCUAGCUAAGAACCCUAAACUGGAGAACGGAGACUAUGGAGACCUUGUUCGAGCCUUGAAGAAGGUUGUGGGGAAAGAUGCUAACGUGAUGCUGGUGUCCUUGGCGGCUAAAUGUCUGGCUGGAUUGGCUACUGGGCUCAGGAAGAAGUUUGGAACGUAUGCAGGACAGGUGGUUCCAACCAUUCUGGAGAAGUUCAAGGAGAAAAAGCUUCAGGUAGUCCAGGCCCUGCAGGAGGCCAUCGACGCCAUCUUCCUCACGACAACGCUCCAGAACCUGUCGGAGGACGUCUUGGCUGUGAUGGACAAUAAAAACCCGUCCAUCAAACAGCAGGCCUCUUUAUUUUUGGCUCGGUCUUUCCGACUCUGCACCCCAGCCACGCUGCCCAAGAGCGUCCUCAAGCCGUUCUGUGCUGCUCUCAUUAAGCAAGUGAACGACUCUGCCUCGGAGGUUCGGGAUGCUGCUUUUGAAGCUCUGGGAACAGCCAUGAAGGUGGUGGGGGAGAAAGCCGUGAACCCGUUCCUUUCGGACCUGGAUAAACUCAAACUGGAUAAGAUUAAAGAGUGUGCUGAUAAAGUCGAGCUGCCUGGAGGGAGGAAAGGAGCUUCUGGAGGAGCAGCAGUGGAGAGGAAACCUGCAGCUAAAGCUCCGCCUCCUGCUGCUGAAGCUCCAAAAUCUGCUGCUCCACCUAAGAAAACCCAAACUUCUGCCGCCUGCAAGCCGUCUUCUGGUCCAGCUAAAAAAGGGAAAUCAGCAUCUGCAGCUGCAGGAAAAACAAAGAAGGCCUCCAGCAGUAAAGAGUCCACAGAAACGGAGCUCUCUGCUGAGGCGUGUGAGGAACUGGCAGCAGGCGUACUUCCUGCUUCCUGUCUGCAGCAGCUGGACUCCACCAAUUGGAAAGAGAGACUGGCCAGUAUGGAGGAGUUCCAGAGGGUGGUGGAAACCAUGGACAAGGCAGCAAUACCUUGCCAGGCUUUAGUCAGGAUGUUGGCCAAGAAACCAGGCUGGAAGGAGACAAACUUCCAGGUGAUGCAGUUGAAGCUGCAUGUCGUGGCCCUUGUCGCUGAGAGAGGACAGUUCUCCAAGACAUCAGCGUCUGUGGUUUUGGACGGCUUGGUGGACAAGGUUGGAGACGUGAAGUGUGGGGGGAACGCUAAAGAAGCUCUGACUGCGAUUGGAGAGGCGUGCUCGCUGCCGUGGACUGCUGAGCAGGUCGUCUCCAUGGCAUUUUCACAGAAGAACCCUAAAAACCAGGCGGAGACUCUUACUUGGUUGGCCAGCGCUAUGAAGGAGUUUGGGUUCACAGGCAUCAACGUUAAAGGAUUCAUAAACAACGUGAAGACGGCUCUGGGAGCUACAAACCCGGCAGUCCGGACCGCCGCCAUCACCCUGCUGGGGGUCAUGUACCUGUACAUGGGGCCGCCGCUGCGCAUGUUCUUCGAGGAUGAGAAGCCGGCUCUCCUAGCUCAGAUAGACUCAGAGUUUGAGAAGAUGCAGGGCCAGUCCCCUCCUGCUCCCAGCAGGUUCACCAAGAAGGCAGCAGCUGAGGAGGAGGGCGAUGAAGGUGAGGAGCAGGAUGAAGAUGGAGGAGGAGGAGGAGGACAGGACAUCAUGGACUUACUACCCCGCACUGAUAUCAGUGAUAAGAUCACACCCGACCUGGUGUCUAAAAUAGGAGACAAGAACUGGAAGAUCAGGAAAGAAGGUCUGGAUGAGGCAGCGGCCAUCAUCUCAGAGGCAAAGUUCAUCACAGCCAACAUCGGAGAUCUUCCUCUGGCCAUUAAAGGACGACUCGGCGACUCUAAUAAAAUCCUGGUUCAGCAGACCCUGAGCAUCCUGCAGCAGCUGGCUGCAGCCAUGGGACCAGGACUCAAACAGCACAUCAGAGUUCUGGGGUUCCCCGUCAUCACGGUCCUGGGAGACAGCAAGCCAAACGUGAGGACGGCGGCCAUGACGACCCUGCAGGCCUGGGUGGAGCAGACUGGGAUGAAGGACUGGCUGGAGGGAGAAGAUAUGUCUGAGGAGCUGAAGAGGGAGAAUCCCUUCCUCCGACAGGAGCUGCUUGGCUGGCUGGCGGAGAAGCUGCCCACCCUGAGAACAGUCCCUGGAGACUUGAUGCUGUGUGUCCCUCAACUUUACACCUGCCUGGAGGACAGAAACGGAGACGUGAGGAAGAAGGCUCAGGAUGCUCUGCCCACCUUCAUGAUGCACCUGGGCUUCGACAAGAUGAGCAAAGCUACAAGCAAACUCAAGCCUGCCUCCAAAGAUCAGGUGGUGGCCAUGUUGGAGAAGGCCAGAGCCGUGAUGCCAGCUAAACCUGCAGCGCCGGCCAAAACGGGAGGGAAGGGACCAGCUGAGUCCGCUAGAGCUUCUUCAGCCUCCAGGUGUGCGGCGGCCAGCGAGGACCUCCCUGAUGGUAAACCUGAAGCGAAGAAGGUCCGAGGAGGACCAGCGGCUAAGAAGUCCUCCCCUCCUGACGAUGCCCCCCCCAAGGACAAGGAGUGUAAUGGUAGUAAAAAGCCCCCCCUCAAAGGGAAGGCUGCUGCUGGAAGCCAACAGUGUCCAGCUGGUAAGAAGCCUGCAGCCAAAGGCCUGAAGGACGACGAGGACAAGUCUGGACCGAUCUUCAUCCUCGUUCCAAAUGCCAAGGAGCAGAGAAUCAAAGAGGAGAAGCAGCUGAAGAUCCUAAAGUGGAACUUCAUCACUCCUCGAGACGAGUACGUGGAGCAGCUGAAGACCCAGAUGUCCACCUGCUUUGCUAAGUGGCUGCAGGAUGAGCUGUUUCACUUCGACUUCCAGAGACACGUGAAGGCCAUUGGUGUCAUGAUGGAGAGGCUGGAGAGCGAGAGCGAUGCUACCAUCAGCUGUUUGGACCUGAUCCUGAAGUGGUUCACCUUUCGUUUCUUUGACACCAACACCACGGUCCUGAUGAAGGUUCUGGAGUAUCUGAAGUUGCUGUUCACCAUGCUGAACAGGGAGAACUACCACCUGACGGAGUAUGAGGCCAACUCCUUCAUCCCCUACCUGCUCUUGAAGGUUGGAGAAUCUAAGGAUGUAGUUCGUAAAGAUGUUCGGGCCAUUCUCGCUAUGCUGUGUAAAGUUUACCCAGCAUCCAAGAUCUUUCCUUUCCUCAUGGAAGGAACUAAAUCCAAGAACUCCAAGCAGAGAGCUGAGUGUCUGGAGGAGUUGGGCUGUCUGAUCGAAGGAUACGGGAUGAAUGUGUGUCAGCCGACUCCUGCCAAGUCUCUGAAGGAGAUUGCUGUCCACAUUGGGGACAGAGACACGUCCGUCCGUAACGCUGCUCUCAACACCGUGGUGGCCGUCUACAACGUCUGCGGCGACCAGGUCUACAAACUGAUCGGAAACCUAUCGGAGAAGGACAUGAGCAUGUUGGAGGAGCGGAUCAAACGCUCGGCUAAGAAGGCUGCUGCAGCUCCGCCCAAACAGGCGCCGGCUGACAGACCGCAGAGGGAAAACCCAACCAAUUCCACCGCCACUUUCCUCCGGAAGCCAGCUCAGGAAGACCCUAACAAGCUCAAAAUAAUGUAUCGCACGUAUAGGAUUCAGUCCCGUCAGAACGCGCAGCACAGCGAGCCGUCCCACCCAUCCAUCCCCAAGGAGUUUCAGCUGGACCUGGACAUGAUCGAGACGGACCAGAACCGAGUGUGUGAGCUACCGGACCUGGUCCAGCACAAGCUGGACGAGCUGCUGGAGCCCUUCAUGAUCCCAAAGCCUAAGAUACGGCCCAUCUCGCCCCACUUUGAUGAGCUCCACAACAGCACCGCCUCCACCAUCAACUUUGUCAUCUCCCAGGUGGCGAGCAGCGACAUCGGUACCAGCAUCCAGGCGCUGGCGCAGAUCGACGAGGUUCUGAGGCAGGAGGACAAAGCGGACGUGAUGUCUGGACACAUUGAUCAGCUGCUCAUCGUGACCAUCAUGCAGCUGCGCUUCAACAGCACCCACCUGGCCGACGAGCGCGUGGACAAGAGGGACGUCAUCAAGCUGUACAGCUGCAUCAUCGGCAGCCUGCUGUCGCUGUUCUCUAUGGAGACUCUGGCUCGAGAGGCGUCCAUGGGGGUCCUGAAGGACUUGAUGCACGGUCUGAUCACGCUGAUGCUGGACAGCCGAGUGGAGGACGUAGAAGAUGGAACACAGGUCAUCAGGUCCGUCAACCUGUUGGUGAUCAGAGUUCUGGAGCACUCGGACCAGACAAACAUGAUCAGCGCUCUGCUGGUUCUGCUGCAGGACACUUUGGUCUCCACGGCCGGUUCUCCCACAGUCUCUGAACUCGUCAUGAAGUGUCUGUGGAGAAUGAUCCGCUUCCUGCCGGAGACCAUCAACAGCUUAAAUCUGGACAGAAUCCUGCUGGAUGUCCACAACUUCAUGAAGGUUUUUCCCAAAGAGAAACUAAAGCAGCUGAAUAGCGACGUUCCUCAUCGGACCCUUAAGACCCUUCUGCACACGCUCUGUAAACUCACCGGCGCCAAGAUUCUGGACCAUCUGUCCAUGAUCGAGAACCGGAAUGAGUCGGAGCUGGAGGCUCACCUAAGGCGAGUUGUCAAACACUCGGGGAACCUCUCGGGUCUGAAGAGGGACCGCGGCAACGAAAAGGGCGGCCUGCGCACGGACGACCGCAUGUCAAAGGCCAAAGUCGGCGACAUCCUGUCUGAGAUUUUUAAGAAGAUCGGUUCUAAAGAGAACACGCAGGAGGGUCUGACUGAGUUAUACGAGUACAAACAGAAGUACUCCGAUGUGGACCUGGCGCCUUUCCUCAAAAACACAUCUCAGUUCUUCCAGAACUACGUGGAGCGAGGCCUCCGCCUGAUCGAGUCAGAACGGGAGGGAAAGACUCGCAUCCAGAACUCCACAGUGAUUCCUCAGCACGGUGUUGAGUCGAUCCUGAGCAGCAACAACGAGGAGCUGAAACCAGCCGUUUACUACGAGAGACUCCAGAUCCUUCGACAGAGACAAGGCCUGGAAAACACCGCCAGGCAGCAGCAGGGUCUUGGAGGAAGCUCUGACGAGCCUCAGCAGCGUCCCGCCAUCUCCUCGCUGCUGUCCCCCAAGCCGUCCGUGGCCUCGUCCACCGACAUGCUGCACAGCAAGCUGUCUCAGCUCAAAGAGUCCCGCGAGCUGCACCAGCAGGAGCUGAACACACACUCCAACUCGCCGACACACACGCGCUCGACCUCACCUGCCGGCAAUCUGGACGACCUGAAGAAGCGUCUGGAGCGAAUAAAGAGCAAGCGGCAGUGAAGCAGCUGCUCCGUCUCCUGUGGUCUUUUAUUGUCCUGCUACAGACAGAAGUCCACCUCCCCUCUCCUCUCCCACAUUUAGCCCGACUCCACCCGCCGUGCCUGUCUGUUGUUGGAAAUCAAUCUAACCCUUUGUUUGGUCUUUAGCUCCGACUUGUUUCUGUUUACAGUGAAGAUCAGAUGUUUAAUCCUGUCUCAGCCUCCCCUGUGUGAUGACCACGAGACGAUGAGCCCGCCUCGCUGUUUUUAAUCACUUUGUACAUUUUUAACCUUUUCACCUCCGAGCUCGUGACCACAGGAAGUAGAACGACCACCAGGCAGCACUUGCUGUUCUACUGUGACAGAGCAGCUCCUCAGAAGAGGAAGAGUUACUGUUCUCUCAGAUCUGCAGCUGUGUAACUGCAGAGACAAGUGAGCGCCCCCCUGUGGUCAAACACUGUUUUAGCUUGUUAUCAUUCUUGGCUGUGGCUGCUUCAUCUAGUGAUGUAAAACUCAGCUGAUCUUGUUUUCACCCUAAAGGCUGUCAGGUGGAUUUUCUCCUGAACAUUUAACUCCAGAACUUAACCAGUUUAGAUUCUAACUACACUUCCCAAAGGUCAAGCCCUGAUUCUGCGAGCCUGGGUAGUUUUCUGUUUCGGGCGAGGUUUCCUACCUGAUCUGUCUGGGUUAAACAAUAGAAACUUGAAAUCUCUGUGAUGCUUUUACUCUGAAGGGAUCAGAAUGUUUGUUUCAGAACAGGAAGUGAGUACUGAGACUUCCUGUCUGCUCAGCACCAUCUGCAGGUGUGUUGGAUUGUAAAUACUGUUUGUAAAGUCUCCGAUGGGUCGGUGGCAAAGGCCAGGGUUGGAGGUCAGGUCCAGGCCCCCUAUCAGGGAUCUGGGCCGAGGCCCUGGUCCCCCUGGACUCUGGACCGGGCUCCGGGUCCAGGUCUGGCCCUGGCCCUGCAGUUUGUUGAAGGGCAUGAAGUCUGACUGUUUUUAUGUUCUGUAAAUAAAGUUUUGUUUGAAUACGUUUUGUUUACAUAUUUUUGUUUUGUCGAAGGUUGAGAAUGUUGACCCGUCUCGGUUCUGGAGCUGAAUGUUUUUUUUUAUUCAACUCCGUACUACAUCUGUCUCAUUCCUGUUGGAUUCACGCUGGAUAGCAGCAAUAAAGUUUGUCUUUUUUUUAACGAA
Messenger RNA from Nothobranchius furzeri (turquoise killifish), 7518 nucleotides. RefSeq names its product cytoskeleton associated protein 5 (gene ckap5). Gene Ontology annotation, cellular component: spindle pole; centrosome; microtubule plus-end. NCBI's taxonomy places the organism in Eukaryota, Metazoa, Chordata, Actinopteri, Cyprinodontiformes, Nothobranchiidae. Gene Ontology annotation, molecular function: microtubule plus-end binding; microtubule plus end polymerase activity. The record is from RefSeq and is a predicted model, not a curated record. Gene Ontology annotation, biological process: centrosome duplication; establishment or maintenance of microtubule cytoskeleton polarity; mitotic spindle organization.